Cooperia oncophora is the source of this 666-nucleotide messenger RNA. Lineage: Eukaryota; Metazoa; Nematoda; Chromadorea; Rhabditida; Trichostrongylidae. The record is from the annotation of a GenBank genome assembly.
AUGAAGCUUCUCAUCUUGGCAUUAUUGGUCAUGUUGAUGGUGGAAUGCUUGGGUAAGGAACAGAAGAGCAAGGACAGCAAGAAAGUGGACUCUACAAAAAAGGAUGGUCCAGGUAAAGACGCAAAAAAGACAGAUUCCGCCAUUAAGGACGACAAAAGCAAAGAUACGAAAAAACCUUCGAAGGAGAAGAAAAGGAAGGGAAAGCACUUCUGGUUCGACGGCAAAGAUCAGUGGGGGAAGCAACAGCUGGAUUUAUGCUUCAAGCAAACUCAACUACCAAACGAUUACUUCUGCUACAUGUACUACCGCAACUACGAACCGAAAGGUAUCGACGAAGAAGGGUUUAUGAAGAAUUACUUGAAAACCUAUAAAAGACGAAAGGCUAACACGACUACUAUUCCACACAAAUUCGGCAAAGGUGUUGCCAGAAUAUUCCGUCGGGCACAGGCUCUCAUUCCAAUGCUCAAUUUCAGUCUUAGUGGACCGUGGGAAGUAGGUGACUUCCUUAUAGAAAAGGAGGGCAUCAUGCAGCUCACUACGACUAUCAUCACCUACUCUUCGCCAGAUCAAUAUAGCAAAAAAACUCGAGAAUACGGAAAUCGUUUUGUGACAUUCGCCCUCACGCUAAAGGCCGCCACGUGGGGAGGAGGUAUGUCAGGCCCAUAA